AUGACACGUAAUACGAAACCUUCACGGCGUCCGGAAGUUUGGAUCGAUAAUCGACUCCCUAUGGCAUAUGAUCAACAACGAACUUCAGGGGUUCGCAAAUUAGGGAAAGGCAAUCCUUUGUAUCCGGAAAAGGUGGUAAAGACAUUUGUAAGGAGCAUGAUAGUUACCGUUUAG
Messenger RNA from Ambispora gerdemannii, 174 nucleotides. The record is from the annotation of a GenBank genome assembly. Lineage: Eukaryota; Fungi; Glomeromycota; Glomeromycetes; Archaeosporales; Ambisporaceae.